AUGGAACCACUGCUUUGGGGUAAUGCUCAUCUUGGCAGUGCAGUUGAAUCGUUGUUUAUAUCAUGCAAUGGCCUUGAACAUAUUCCAUCUGAAAUCAAAUUAUUUCGGUCAUCACUCCGGAUUCUUGAUGCAUCGUUUAAUGCUCUCCAAGACCUACCGAAUGGUUUUGGAAAAACGUUCGAGUUGCUCUCCAUACUAGAUUUGCGUGGCAACAAACUGGCCGAGUUCCCAUCCGAGAUUUGGCAAUUGAUCAAUCUACGGCAACUGCAUAUUUGUACCAACUUGAUCACCUUUAUUCCUUCAGAAUCGCAUUGUGAAUUUGAUGAGUUUUCAGUGCUAGAUAUAUCUGGAAACCGACUUGAUUCGCUUCCGUCAGAAUUAUUUGGCUAUUGGACUAGUCUGAAAUCUCUCAAUAUUUCACAUAACCAGAUCUCUAUUAUCCCUAUUACAAUGUCAUUUCUGACCAGUCUUACUCGAUUGAAUUUGUCAAAUAAUUGUAUCAAAACUAUUCCUCCCGCCAUCGGGGUUCUACAAUCCCUCAUUGAAUUGGAUGUUUCUCAAAAUUGCAUUGAACACAUUUCAUCCAAUGCAUUUGAAUUCCUUCAAAACUUACGUAUACUGGUGUUGCAUACAAAUAAUUUGACCAGUAUCCCAAAUGUGGACGAUUUAAUCUCACUUGAAACGUUGGAUCUUCGAUUCAAUUUUUUAAACACUCUUCCACGUGGACUAUACAAGCUUGCGAGCCUUGAAAAUCUGUAUUUGUAUGAAUCAGACGAAAGCGAUGAAGAUGACGAGGUUUUGCACAAACUAGGCCUGCGGUGCGAGAUUCGUAAUACUUUAGAUUGGCAUAGCAUAUUCCCUCAAAACUCCAACGUCAACGACUUUUACAAUACAAAAUCGUGUAAUCAAAUUGUAGAUAAAGCACAUGUGGGAUCAUAUCAUAGACGUCGAUUCAAUCCCAUCGAGUAUCCACCAGAAAAAGAGUGUCGGCUAGGAAUUGACGCCAUCAUAGCAUAUCUACGUAAAUCGGUCAUUUCCGAUCCAUCUUAUGCUGGCGCUGCACAUUCCACCAUUCGCUCAACCCUAUCUUCAGAUAAAUUCAAAUCAAAUAAAUUUUUAAAUGAUACAUAUAUAGCGAUUUGA
Molecule: messenger RNA, 1143 nt
Organism: Batrachochytrium dendrobatidis JAM81
Lineage: Eukaryota; Fungi; Chytridiomycota; Chytridiomycetes; Rhizophydiales
Exons: 1
Coding region: 1-1143 (380 amino acids)
Molecular function (GO): protein binding
Source: RefSeq, a predicted model, not a curated record